Molecule: messenger RNA, 1765 nt
Organism: Dermochelys coriacea (leatherback sea turtle)
Lineage: Eukaryota; Metazoa; Chordata; Testudines; Dermochelyidae
Gene: CST7
Product: cystatin F
Exons: 4
Coding region: 117-554 (145 amino acids)
Biological process (GO): positive regulation of myelination; immune response; negative regulation of microglial cell activation
Cellular component (GO): lysosome; endoplasmic reticulum; late endosome
Molecular function (GO): cysteine-type endopeptidase inhibitor activity
Source: RefSeq, a predicted model, not a curated record
GUGUUCCUCCAGCAGCCAAUGGGAGCUCUCAGAUAGGCAGAUCUUCCUCCUUGUGGGGAGCAGCCUGUUCUCUGACUGAAAUACUCUUCACUUGCAUCUCUGCUGAGCUGGUAGCGAUGAGUUUUGGCUGGGACUUGGCUCUGCUUUGCUAUUUAAGUCUAUGGGACUUAGCCAGGACCUCUAAUGUUCUCUACCUGGAGAAACCGAAUUCAACCACCAGACCUGGAUUUCCCAGACCCAUGAACCCCAAUGACCCUGGAGUUCGCAGAGCCACUCGCUUUGGGGUUUAUCGCUAUAACAACAGCUCAAAUGACAUUUUUCUAUUCAAAGAGUCUCGUAUAACCAAAGCAAUGGUGCAGGUUGUCAGAGGGCUGAAAUACAUGCUAAAUGUGGAAAUUGGACGGACAGUGUGUGACAAGAGGGAACACUCCAACUUGGACAGCUGCAACUUUCAGAAGAAGAAAAAUCUGCAACAAAUGUUCAGAUGCUAUUUUGAGGUCUGGACUAUCCCCUGGCUACAGCAAGUCCAAGUGCUGCUUGCUCUCUGUCACUGAUCCAACUUCCCCGGCCACACUGUCCUCAAUGCACUCGCAGCGAGGAUUUUGAUACUGUUUUCUGUUAGCAGCAGAGACCAGUGAAGAAUUGCUGCAAAGAGAUCAUUCCAAUGAAUGGCUGAUUUUCAAGUACGACUCUUUGGGAAGAUAGUUGAAAAAGUCUACACCGCAAAACCCACCAAGUGACAUGAUCUUAAUGAAUCAAGUUAUUAUUUACUGCUGUCCAGCUAAGGCAUUUUGACAAAUUAACUGACCUGUAGAUGACAGCUUUAUUUCUCCAAUUGACACUGGCCCACCAGUCAGAUGGAAAGUAAACUAGAUUCUGGCUGCAUUAGCUGAAACAUUCACAUACAGUCUAAAUGGACCACAGUGAUCAGCUAUCUAUAACUUCAGCUGCUGUAUGGCAGAAAUGACACAAACUAGGCAGCACUUACACAUUAUCAACAAUAACCUAUCCAUGCACAUGAUGAGAGAUCGUAGGGUAAAUGCUGUUUGCAAUUCUAAGAGGAAUAAAAUGUCAAUCAUUCUAUAUAAAGACAUGCACAGUUCUAUUUUACUGAACUUGGAUACUUGAUUUUUUUUAAUUCCUCUGGGAAUUAAGCUACAGUCUGUUCAAUGUCCAGUUAUUCACCUUUUCCACUUUAAAUGUGGGUUGGCAAGAACUCAAGUCUAAGAGGAUGAAUCAGCUCCUAAUGGCACUUGAUAGCCCUUCAUCGCUCACUCUUCUCAUCGGAGCUUCACUAGGAAUGGCCAGACCCAUUGGGCCAUCAGCCAGGGCCAGACCCCAUACCACAUACUCUGAAACCAUGAGUCUCUGAUGCCUGAAGUAAUGGACUAAGGCAGAGAUGGUCAAAGUAUUUAGGUGCCUAACUCUCCUUGAACUCAAUAUGAGAUAAGUGUCUAAACACCUUUGGAGGAGCUCAGCCCUAUGUCCUCUAGCCGUAGCAGCCUCCAAUCUUAUCUAGACCAGCCACAAGAGGGGGACAAGGACCCACCCUCCCAUAUUCUGAAGUUCCUCCUUCUUUCAAACACCUCCCUGCAUCCCUAGAGCAGCCUGUGGCACUCAAUCCUCUUUCACGCUGCAGCAGGAGCGCCCGUCUUGGCAAACAGCUUCACUUUGACAUGGGCUUCUGCCUCCAGCCACCACUUAGACUUGGCAGACCCCACAAAGCCAGUGGAGACUGAGUAGGGGCAGGAUGGAACCCACAUCA